Messenger RNA from Tremella mesenterica DSM 1558, 369 nucleotides. RefSeq lists its product as uncharacterized. Gene Ontology annotation, cellular component: membrane; EMC complex; endoplasmic reticulum. The record is from RefSeq and is a predicted model, not a curated record. Lineage: Eukaryota; Fungi; Basidiomycota; Tremellomycetes; Tremellales; Tremellaceae. Bases 1 to 369 code for a protein of 122 amino acids. The transcript is spliced from 3 exons. Gene Ontology annotation, biological process: autophagosome assembly; protein folding in endoplasmic reticulum.
AUGAACCCUUCCUCCACAGCCUCCACUUUGAGGUUCGAUCCAUCAGCUUCACCUCUUCAUCCUCCAUCGGUUACUCACAACGCCCGACUCUGCGCUUGCUUUUCCGGCCUCACAGCCGGUAUCCUUGGUCUUACCAACUACUCUGGCUUUUUACUUUACCUCAUCACUUCUCUUCUCUCAGCUAUCUUCAUAUCUGUCCUGAAAUGCGGUCUCGACCCAUCAAAGUAUGUGGCCCAGGCGCAUAGUCCUACGGGUGGUAUAAAACCUUGGAAGGCUUGGUGGGGAUUGACAGGACUGGGACAGGAGAGUUUGUUAGGAUUUUUGUUGUUCUGGAUCGGAGGAUACGGGCUGAUACAUGUCUAUGAUUAA